Parastagonospora nodorum SN15 is the source of this 2209-nucleotide messenger RNA. RefSeq lists its product as hypothetical. Gene Ontology annotation, molecular function: hydrolase activity, acting on carbon-nitrogen (but not peptide) bonds, in linear amidines. Bases 1 to 1527 code for a protein of 508 amino acids. The transcript has 2 exons. NCBI's taxonomy places the organism in Eukaryota, Fungi, Ascomycota, Dothideomycetes, Pleosporales, Phaeosphaeriaceae. The record is from RefSeq and is a predicted model, not a curated record.
AUGUCACUCAAUCUUAGCAAAUACGCGUCUACCCUUCGCAUUGCAGGAAGGCGCUACCCCGCAUUGAGGGCUACCCCAUGUCGAAGUGUAUCUGAAUUCAGCCAUGCUCGAGGUUUUGCCAGCAGUCCGACAUGGCGAAUACGGACGAAAGAGAUGAAUGAUGAGCAUUUGCAGGAUCUGAAAGUCAAUCAGGGUCGUCUGAUGCAAGACAUCCACUAUACUUGCCAAUGGGGCCCUGGUGAACGUUGGGGAGAGGCUCCUACUGAGACUGGCAUGUCCCGCUUAGCCCUCUCUGAUGCUGACAAGGCUGCACGUGACUGGUUUGUUUCAACGACAGAAGCUUUGGGCUGCAAGGUCACUGUGGACGCAAUGGGAAACACGUUUGCCGUUAGACCUGGGCUUCGGAAUGAUAAACCUCCGACAUAUGUCGGCAGUCAUCUAGACACACAACCUACUGGUGGCCGAUAUGAUGGGAUCCUAGGUGUCACGGCAGGUGUAGAGAUGCUAAGAGUGCUCGCCGACAAUUGGACCGAAACCGAGUAUCCUGUUGGUGUAGUGAACUGGACGAAUGAGGAAGGUGCCAGAUUCCCAAAGUCUAUGGUUUCAUCCGGCGUUUGGGCUGGUGAUAUUCCAGUAGAGACGGCACACAACCUGCGCGAAGUACAUCCUGGCACAGCAACCAUGGCCGAAGAGCUGAAGAGGAUAGGAUACUUGGGUGAAACGCCAGCAAGCCAUGAAGCCAUACCCAUGGCCGCACAUUUCGAAUUGCACAUCGAGCAAGGCCCAUUACUGGAAAUGUCCAACAAGAAGAUUGGCGUUGUCACUGGCGUCCAAGCGUACAAAUGGUUCACGAUCAACGUCAAGGGACGUGAUACGCACACCGGUACCACGGACCUAAAGUCUCGUGCAGAUGCUCUCCUCACAGCAUCAAAAAUGAUCUUGCACUCGCAUCGCCUUGCAACCGCGAACCACGCUCUCGCAUCUACCGGCAUUCUACACCUGAAACCCGGCUCCACAAACACCGUACCUGGCUCAGUAUCUUUCAGUCUCGACAUCCGCUCACCCAAGGACGAAACCGUAGCACUCAUGACCGAACUUAUCCAAAGGGACUUCCCGAAGAUUGCCGCUGGCGAAGAUGUUCUAGACUCCAACCUCGGUUGUACACCUGGACUCCCUCUCUCAGUCGAGAUUGUCGAAGACUUCUCUUCGCCCGCAACAAACUUCCACACCGACUGCAUCACGUCCGUUAGGCAAUCUGCAUACAACAUCCUAGGUCCCAACAGCCACAAUUUAGUCAUGGAAAUGACAUCUGGCGCGGGCCAUGACAGCGUGUAUGCUAGCAAGCGCUGUCCCACGAGCAUGAUCUUUGUCCCGUGUAGGGAGGGUGUGAGCCACAACCCCAGAGAGUUCUGCAAGGAGGAGGAUUGUGCUCUAGGCGCGCAGGUGCUGUUGCAAAGUGUAGUCCGAUUCGAUCGAAUGAGGGACGAGAGGAGGGUUAGUUGGAAGCAGGAACCUUAUACAUUAUAAAUUGACGUACGGGGAAUAAGCACUAGACAAUUCUACCGCUUCCGCUUCAUGGUUACUACCCUCCCAUCGAUCGAACUGAUCCUGAAUCCCCUCCUCGGUACCGGAAUGCCAUUGAACGCAUCUAGGUUCUGCCAUCGCAGCAAUGUAUCCGCGAGAUUGACCUGCGGGGUAGCAAAGUCCACAUGGUAUCCCAGACGAGCUUCUUCAUCCCCGACCCCCGGCUCCAACACGCUCUUCGGCUCAAACAUCCCAGCCCGACCUGCGUCGUAAAUCCUCAGCCAGAUCUUCGUCCUUGCGUCAUCGACGAGAAACACGUCUGCGCUAUCAGCCCACUCGCGCGACAUGACGAAGGUGUACUUGUCUGCACUACCUCGGUUGGUAACACUCUGCCUAACAUGGUCAACUCUCUUGCGCGCGAUAGCAUACGAGGCGGAAGAGAAUUGAGUAUCGAUUAGAAAAGUUUUGGCGUUCGAUCCAUCUGCGUGACGUAUUCAUGUUGUCUUGUGGAUGCGGUAGUGUGGGUAGGAGAGAUCGGGGAUGAUGUAGCGGUUCGACAUCCUGGUUUUGAGAGAAUGGAGAGGGGCGGUUGGAGGACAUGGUAUUUGGUGGCUGUUGCUUGCUGUAUUCUGCUUGUUACUUGUUGCCUGUUGCAAACAAAGAAUUGGAGUUGCUUCUACGCGAG